CACACAUGAUGAGCGGAUACAAGAAAGAGCAAGAGCAGGACGAGAAUGGCAGAAAUACUCGAGAAUUGGUGUCGCAAGAGGCACACCAAACCAAUAACAGCUUUGUGUGGGAUGUAAAUACUCAGCUCUACUAUCACUCCAACACUGGGUUUUACCAUGAUCCUCAAGCGGGAUGGUAUUACAGUAGUAGAGAUGGCCUUUAUUACAAAUUUGAAAACGGGAACUAUGUUUUGCUAGAGCCUGAUCAGGGUGAUGAGUCCCAGAGUAAUUGUAAUGCCAUCCAAGAUGAGCAUUGUGAAUAUGUCAAUAUUCAUGCGGAAGAGGAGCUUGCUUCAGUAGGUGAAUUAUAUUCUAAAGCAGCAGGAACUAUUUCUAAUGGAAAUUCUGAGGCAUACCAUACAGCCGGAGUUGGGAAUGAGCUGCCAGGAAAUCCACCACCCUCAGAAUGGCUUGAAGAUACUCUGAUUGAUCUUUAUCUAUCAAAUUAUCCCAAUCAUUCAAUGCAUGUGGAAAGUAAUGACUUAGAUGGCUCAAAUGUAUCAGCAACUGGUGCAGGGAAUGAUGAUAUAUAUGAACUUGAGGAAGGUGAAUGGAUCCCAGAUGACCAUCUAGUUUCAUCUUGUUCAAAUGCAAAUUUGUUGGAUGAAGGUACUUCUUUAGAGGAAGAACACUGGCAAGCUCAGUUUGGUCAAGUUACUCGACCAGAUGAAGAUUCAUUAUCUAAUAUUCAAGCGAUCAAUUUGUGGGAUUGGUCACUGGUAAAAGGGAGCAGGAAAGAGAAAAAACAUAAGGUGACCAGACUUGUUGGACGAUUAGUAAAAAGCUCUGCUAAGCUGCAUCCGUCAAUGCCUUCCAGUGGCAGUCUUCUGAGAACUGCUCCAGUAUGUGAAGCUCAUCUUGAUCUGGUACAAGUUAAAUCAGGCAAGGUGUAUAGGCUGCGGAAUCCCAGCUCACAAUACCUGGCUUCUGUAUCUACUUAUGAUUCCUCAAACCCAACAAAAGACUGGGGCUUUCCUCAAAUGUUAAUGUACGGACUAGUCAGGGCAGAUACAUCUGGUCAGGGAUAUGAAUCCAGAGGGCUUGUUAGUCAGAAGGAUUUCUCUUUGCCAUGUGACCAUAAUAGUGCAUUUGAAAAGACCAGAGGCCAUGUAUAUAGAGAUAGAGCUGCAGAAAGGCGAGCAUUGCAUAAUGGGAUUGGUGUUGGUCCAGGACAAAAGAACACAUUUGAUUCUCCUGAUUCUGGUCCAUCCACUUCCACAUCAGCUGGUGGAGCGGAAGCAAUGGCUGAAUCCUUGAACACAUCAUUUGGAGCAGGCAGUUAUGCCAGAAGAAUUCUAGAAAGCAUGGGCUGGAAAGAGGGAGAGGCACUUGGUAGCAGCAACAAGGGAUUGAUUGAACCAUUACAAGCAACUAGACGUACAGGAAACGCUGGGUUGGGAUGGAAUCAGAGCAGAGGAAAAUAUUCUUUAUAAAGUGCUAUCUGACAAUAACACACUGUUUUUGUUAGCUCGACAAAAGUGAGAAAACCAAGAAGCUCCCAGACCAAACAUACCUCAGAAGGCCAAAAGAAAUAAAGCUCUUAUUUUAUUCUUAUACUUCUAUGUGGCCUGCGUGCCAUUGGUGCUUUUAUUACGUUUUAUCGUGGCAUGUAAGUCUAUUACUGUUGCAGCCUGCGUGCUUUAGUCAGUUAUUUUGGCAGCCUGUGAGUGGAGUCUUUAUGGCAGCUUGUGUGCCUCCUGUGUCGUGUGGUCUAUUGGUCCACCUUAGCUUGUUUGGUUGCCUAUUUACUGUCGUUAUGCUUUGGUGUCGUGGUAGUGGUUGGCUGGUUUGGGGCUGGGCCAGUGGCUGAUUUGGUGAUCCCUGUGGUCUGCAUGUUUUGUAGCUUUAUUAUUUUCUUAGUAUAAGUGCUUCUUUAGGCCACUGUUACAACUUACAAGGAGGCUUAUCUGUACGGAUGUCGCUGUUCCUUGUCUCAUUAUUUAUAGAAGUUUUCUUUUGAUUUGUUAAUAAA
Messenger RNA from Ipomoea triloba (trilobed morning glory), 2011 nucleotides. RefSeq lists its product as uncharacterized. Gene Ontology annotation, biological process: mRNA splicing, via spliceosome. The record is from RefSeq and is a predicted model, not a curated record. The transcript has 10 exons. Gene Ontology annotation, molecular function: RNA binding. Lineage: Eukaryota; Viridiplantae; Streptophyta; Magnoliopsida; Solanales; Convolvulaceae. Gene Ontology annotation, cellular component: nucleus. The coding region runs from base 6 to 1472 and encodes 488 amino acids.